UUUCCAUCCUUCAGUGUUAAGCAUCCUUUUCUCUCGAGAUUGCGUGGCAGCAAAACAGGUUCGCAACACCAGCUCGUUAGAUAUGCACGGGGGAGAUACACGUGUGAGGCGUUGAAUUUUCGCACGUGUCAAGUACAGUUAUCGAGAUUGUGACGAAAAUCCUGCACAUUACCGGUUACUCACCGCCAAAUUCUUGCCAAAGCAAAGCAAACCAAGUCUUCUUUAUGUGAUUAUUAUAUUAUUAGAUUAUAUUUGAUGCCAAUUUCUGCUAUGUGGCUCUCCUGCCUUUGGCUUUUCCUUCGUACGAUCCAAGUGGCAUAUAUAGAUAUAGCCAAAAUUCUUCUUUAUCGUGAUCAAGUGCCGUUGGACUACUAGAUUUUAAAGAUAAGGAAAUUAAAGCUGAUAAUAAUCGAAGAACAAUUGUGAAAAGAAAAAAAAAAAAGAUUUCAAUCUAACUCUCAAGAUCCUGGAGGUCAAUAUAUACAAUAUUUUCGCCUUUAAGAAAUGAAAAUUUGCUUUUCUUGUCAUAAAAAUGGAAAACAAGAGGACCUAACAUUUAAUAGCAUCAAGAAAACGGACUUCAGCAUCAUCCUAAGAAAAAGGAACAUUUAAUUGAACAGAAUAAUAAUAAUAUUGUAAAAGUGAAGGCAAAUAUCCACAUCCAUGAAUGAUCAUAUCAAACAUCUAUUCAACAAGGUCUUCUUAGGGUGGAAAUAUUAAUGCAUUAAGACUUACCCUCAUUUACUUUUACUACAGCUAAGCCGCCUGAGGGAAACUAAGAGAAGAAAUGCAACCAUCACCACCACAAUUACCUUACUACUUCUCAUUGACUGCAACUACAGAGAAUUUUGAUGAAAAGUUCCGAAUUCAAGGAUUUCAGCCAAUUUGUUGAGCCAAAAUACUUAUCAAAACACGUGUGAACUGACAUACCCUUCCACUUAUAAAACAAAACCCAGUUCAUAUUUUCCUGUGAAAGAAGCAAUGAACUUUCCAAGAUUAGGAAAGAGAAAGACCCUCACCAUCUAGAGUUGGACAAAAAAAAAGAAAACAUAAAUUUAUAAAGAGAAGUCUCACCUCUCAUGCACAGCCGAUUUAUUGGUAACUUUCACCAAACAUUUCCACCAAUUGCCCCUCAUUAGAAUACGCGUCUGCCGCUCUAGUCUCUUGCCUUCUGGCGCUUUCUUCAAAUAUUACUCCAUUUCUCUCGUCCUUUUUUUCUAAUGCUUGGAGGAGAUUCUUUCUUGAACAACCCAUUUGAUUUUGAAGCCCACUAUUUUCAUAUCCACUUGAGUGCUUUAUAUCUGUAACCCAAACUUCAGACCCUUUUUUCCGUCCUUUUCAACCUAUUCCAUUUCUCCAAAACUAUCAAAACUUCCUUUUUAUUUUAUUUUUUUAUCAUAGAUUUGCAAAUGCAGGCAAGUCCGCUUCUCUCGCUAUCCCCAAGCUCUCCAACCUUCAACACCUGCUCUUCAGGCAGGCUUGCUGAAAUUGCUGCAAGAGUUAUUGAAGAAUUCAGACAAGAAUCUGGUUCUCAAGACGACAUCUACGAAGCUUGGCCCCAACAAAAACAACAUCAACAACUACAACAAGAAGUCAUGGAAGGGGAAGACAAUGAAGACGAUGAUUUCGAGUUUGCAUUUGUCUGCAGAGAGCCAGAGACAUCUCCAAAAUCAGCGGACGAAAUCUUUUACAACGGACAAAUCAGGCCAAUCUAUCCACUUUUCAACACGAACUUGCUCAACGAUGAUCAAACUCCUGAUGUGAAAAACGUUGACUGUAAUUCCUUUGCAUCGAAACCACGAUCCCAUCGUUUACCGUUGAGAGAACUUAUGAGUGAAGAACGUGAAACGACUUCAUGUUCAUCCUCAGAAGCUGGUGAACUCGAUGGGGUAACGCCAGGGACUUACUGCGUCUGGACACCAAAGGGAGGGAAAUCAGAGAAUAUUGAAAAAGAAUACCCGGGAAGAUGCAAGAAGAGCAAUUCAACUGGGUUACCAAAGAGAUGGAGGCUAAGGGACCUAGUUUAUAGAAGUAACAGCGAUGGUAAAGACACGUUUGUUUUCUUAGCACCAAGCAAGAGAGACAAAACUAGUAACGCCGAUGUCAAUAAGGUCAUGGAAUUUCCAGGAAAGUUUAAGGAAGCUGAAGAACAUUGUGGUAGGAACAGAGAUAUGAAACCAUGGGACAAAAGAAGGUCAUUUUUGCCUUACAGGCAGGACUUGGAGGGCAUAUUUUCUAAUGUCAAUGGCUUGAGCAGGAAUUUGCAUCCAUUUUGAAAAUAUAAAUAUUACUGUGUGAGAGCAAAUGAAAGGUGGACUGCUGAUUUUCCUUUCUGUUCCCUUUUUUCUUUAAUUUCUCUUUUUCUUUUUGUUUUUUGUGUUUGAUUUUUUUUCAGAAAGUGAAUACGAUUAGUUUGAUUAAAAUGGGUUUCCAUCUGUUGUGUAAAUUAAUAAAUACAGUGAUUGGAUAAUGAUUCACUCUUUUCAAGUGGUUCUGUUCAUCUUCUUCUGUAUUAAAGCUGUGGCUAUUCCACCACCAUCAUAUGAGAAAGAGCAAAAGCUUGUUUACUUCUUACAUGUAUCUUAAUAAGUGUGAAAUUGAACAUUUUGGGUUUGGAAAAUUUUGUAAAGGUCUCACAAAUGUGAAUGUGAAAGGCCGUUGAGAAUUGAAUUGAAU
Durio zibethinus is the source of this 2676-nucleotide messenger RNA. RefSeq lists its product as uncharacterized. The record is from RefSeq and is a predicted model, not a curated record. NCBI's taxonomy places the organism in Eukaryota, Viridiplantae, Streptophyta, Magnoliopsida, Malvales, Malvaceae.